Molecule: messenger RNA, 1102 nt
Organism: Lytechinus variegatus (green sea urchin)
Lineage: Eukaryota; Metazoa; Echinodermata; Echinoidea; Temnopleuroida; Toxopneustidae
Product: baculoviral IAP repeat-containing protein 7-B-like
Exons: 5
Coding region: 203-1102 (299 amino acids)
Biological process (GO): positive regulation of protein ubiquitination; regulation of cell cycle; negative regulation of apoptotic process
Cellular component (GO): cytoplasm; nucleus
Molecular function (GO): cysteine-type endopeptidase inhibitor activity involved in apoptotic process; ubiquitin protein ligase activity
Source: RefSeq, a predicted model, not a curated record
CGUGUUCGUGUUCGUAUUCCUAAGCAAUUCUCAUAGCUACCAGCAUUCUCUACGGUGUAAAAGGUACAAGAGUGUCUCAAAAUGCCAAAUCUAAGAUAUAAACAUAUCAUGUGCAACUAGCUUUCGAAAACGCCGAACUUACUCUUUUGAGAUCAACGAGUUCAUCCAAAAGAAGCAUUAUAUACUACAGUACUACGAGAAUAUGGCUGCCAAUACUACCGUCCCACAUGCUAGCGUACGCGGCAAAUUCAAGGCGAGAUAUGACCUGCAGAAAAUGAGGUUUGAAGUGGAAAGGAUAAAAACAUUUAAAACAUGGAGCAAAUCAUGUCCGAUUCGACCUGCCCCUCUUGCGAAAGCUGGCUUUUUCUACGUUGGAAUAUUUGACUUAGUGGAGUGCUUUUCCUGCAGAGUCCAAGUUGAUAAGUGGGAAAAGGGACAAACCGCUAAGGGUCGACAUGAAGAGAAGAAUUCACUAUGUAAGAUGGUGAAAAAUGAGGAGAAGUUUAAUAUUACGAUUGAAAUGUGGAAUGAAAUGAAGAAGUCCCUUCAGUCAAAGAGUGAAACUGAUGGAGAAGUGGUAGUGGAUCCAUCCGAUACCAGUAACUUGAUCACUCCAGAUGAUUAUGUAGACGCUUUCUCUGGAACAUCUUUCUCUGGAAUGUUGUCAUUAGCUAAAUAUCCGGAGCAUACAGGGGAACUAGAUAGACUUGACACCUUCCGUGAUAAGUGGUCAGACGAAUUCAAAUUGCCCUCCUCAGCCUUAAGGUGGCUGGCCAACGCUGGAUUUUUCAAAGAUGGUCCUGGCGACAGGGCUAGAUGUUUCUAUUGCGGUGGUGGUGUUGAAUGCUGGGAGGAAGAUGAUGAACCUUGGUUUGAGCAUGCAAGAAACUUCCCUACAUGCACAUGGCUUCUUGACAUGAAGGGCGAGGACUUCGUCAAUGACGUACAGGAUUACUUAAAGAACAAGAAAACACGCGAGGAAGAGGAAAAGAAUUCCAAAGACACUUCAACUGCUUCUGCGCUUAAUCACCAGAACGCUCCUGCGUCAGUCCCAAACGAGACAGGUAAUCGGAUUAAAAGGAAACAAGCUUCUACAGAGUAA